Messenger RNA from Solenopsis invicta (red fire ant), 8288 nucleotides. RefSeq lists its product as uncharacterized. NCBI's taxonomy places the organism in Eukaryota, Metazoa, Arthropoda, Insecta, Hymenoptera, Formicidae. The transcript is spliced from 5 exons. Gene Ontology annotation, cellular component: membrane. The record is from RefSeq and is a predicted model, not a curated record. Gene Ontology annotation, biological process: adenylate cyclase-activating G protein-coupled receptor signaling pathway; regulation of metabolic process. Bases 939 to 4352 code for a protein of 1137 amino acids. Gene Ontology annotation, molecular function: phosphatidylcholine binding; G protein-coupled receptor activity.
GGACGAGGCGGCUACGACGAACGGCGUCUCGACGUUGUUGGCAGGCGCGCCUGCACACACACGCACGCAUACACAAACACACACACACACACACACACACUCUCGAUCGUCACUAGAGAAUCGGAGGAGAGCGACGGCGGCUCCAGUCGACACGCGGCGUCGCGACGCAAACCAACCCGCGUGUAUCGUGCUAAAGAUAUCUUCACGUGCUUGGAGCUUAGUUAAAUUGUUGAUUUUUUUCAACAAAAUCACUUUGACGAGUCUCGAUUGUCGAACAAGGAAUGCGCGGCAGCUGAAGGAAUUAAAUAUAGCGGCAAUGCGAUCUUUGAAUCGACAAUUUUUUCUCAUCGGGAAGUGAGCGGAUAUAACAAAGUUGAACAUAAAUGAAGGAGGAGUCAAGUGGAAUAAUAAGAGAGAAUUUACAAGAGAUUCGAGGGAUCUACCAUAUUUCUUUUUAUCGAGUCAUCAUUUCCUCUUUUAUAAUUUUACAACGGAUCAAUCACCUUGAUCAAAUCGAAAUGCUUCAGCAGCGAAUCUCGAGAGUUUCUCGGACAAAAUAAAAAGAGCUGUCAAAGCUGAAAUUUAUGACGGUGCCGCAGAAAAUUGUUUCUCUCACAAACUGAUAAUGAGAUUUGCAGAAUGCAGUCAAAGAUCGACGAUUAUGAUCAUUACAUUUUGGUUGAAGCAUUUCGUGUCGUCAUCCCGAUGAUGAAACAAUAGAAUCGUCAUGAUCGAUGCUUAUGAGGAAUGCUUCGUUCAUCACUCGAAACCAGCUAAUCACGUUAAGGACGAGCAAUUUAAUUUAUUCAGACAAUCGUUCAUACGUAUUGAGCGGCGAUUUGGAUCGUGACGUUAUACGAAGAAGGGAAUGCAUACGCCGCCGCGCCGCGGCGAAGAAAGGUUGAACCGAGAAUAAGUGCGAAUGUUGCUAUUGCUAUAUGAGAGCGACGAUGUCAACGUUCGCUACGGACACUGCACCGCUACCGUCCACCACCUUUGCCGGGGAAUUAACGACCACCCUCGUACCUACCGUCACCAGGAUUGAUCCACGACACGACAUCAGUUCCGUUUCGGUGAUUCUAGCGGUUUCCAUAGUAUGCAUUCUCUCACCCAUCACUGUUACCGGUAAUUCCAUCAUCCUAGCCGCCUUUUAUAGAUACAAAAGACUUAGGACCGCUUCCAAUUGCCUUUUGGUCUCGUUGGCCAUUAGCGAUUUUGGGAUCGGCGUGUUUAUGCCAGUCGGGAUGCAACUGGAGCUUUCUGGUCUAUCGGAAAAUGGCAUUUCCGCUCUGUGCAUCGUGCCGUAUUGCAUUGUGAUAGCACUCUGCAGCGCGAGCGUCCUGGUCACCGUAGCCAUCGCCGUGGACCGUUUAACUUCGUUGGCACAACCAUUGCGAUACAAGAAUAUCAUCACUCAUAGCAGCGUAGAAAAGUACAUUGCUCUCUUUUGGAUAUACGCGAUCAUCGUUGGCUUGUCGCCCCUCAUCUAUGUCCAAAUUACCGGAGGAAUGCAAUCGCACAGCGGAAGCUGCAGGUUCAAUACGGCUGUGUUACCACCGGUCAGAGUGUUUCUGGUCGUGGCAGUUUGGGCACCGAGCGCCCUAGUUCUACUCGGUUGCUACAUAUAUGUCUAUCUUGUCGCGCGUGCACAUGCACGUGCGAUUUACACGGUGGAAUUAUCAUUCAGACAUCAAACGCAGACGUUGGCAUUGCCUCGUUACGGACAGACCCUGGCAGUUACGGUCGGUGCAUUUCUUAUCCUGUGGCUUCCGUUUCAAACUUGCAUGCUGGUGGACAUCCUCUGUGGGACCAACAUCCUAUCGGAAUGGACGGUGGUGUGGCUGGGUUUACCAAUUUUGGCGCACAGUGGCGCGAAUCCUUGGAUCUAUGCUUUUCACCACGGUGAGAUGCGCAUCGCCGCCGGAAAAAUAGCCAAAGAUCUGAUCGCUCUGUUCGGCGUGAUGCCGGAUCGUUACGGUUGCUCGCCGACGAGAUGCGGUACCAACACGAACCUCGAACUGGCCGAAGUGAAUAACGAAGAGAGCAACGAGAGCAGACGGCAUCCGCCUGCGGUAGAGGAUUGCUUCGCCGCUGCCAAGCAUCACAACGUUCUGUACAGCGGAAGAUGUCUGGAGGUAGACACAUCCGGAGGUAGGCAUAGCGAUAUCUCGCUCGAGAAGCACGACAUUAAGCAUGUCGCGUCCUUCUCCUGCAACGGUCGAUCGGGCGAAGACAUGAUCGAGGAGAACAUUCACGAUUUGACGAAGAUGCUCGAUCCGAGGUACAUUGUCGAUCGAAGCAACCUGAUUGAUUCCAAUCACAAUAUCGACAAGAUAAAAAAUCUCAAGUAUCUGCUGGAUCCAACCUUCAACAAGAUCAGGCAUCUUCGACGGUUAAAUCACAGGCGAAUGAAUGGAAAGAGCUUGCCGUUAAUCUCCGAGCCGAAAUUCAUAUCUUAUCAGAAUUUGAAAAGCGCGGACGGCGCGGACGGCGCGGCUGGGCACGACCGCGGCGAUCGCAGGUUUCUUCAGCUGAACGCACUAUCGGAUCCGACGCUAAACGUCGAUGCUUCCGUAAUAAACACCAAAGACUCGAAUCGAGUGACACGCCGCGCAAAUAACAUUGCCUAUCAAAAGCGGAAUCCAAAUUUAUCGUUGGCUAUGUCAGAUUCGAAUUUAAGAGCUGUAACAUUGCACGCUUCCGGUGAGGCUUCCGGGCCGAGCACGAGACUCUUUCCAACGAGUGACAACAGUGAUUACUCCAUGCAAAAUCGUGGAUACGAGGACGCAUUAGCGAGGCACGCGAUGAUGCUUCGCCGGCAGAUGGAAGAGCAACAAAGAUCCAGCGACUCUUCCCGCAUUUCUUCCCGUCCACGACCAUUUCCCUGCAAAUUUCGCGGACAUUUUGGACGCGCGAGCCCGAAUCUGAAGCACAGGUUGCGAAACGGCCGCUUCUCGUCGUCCUCCUUCUCCUCCUCGGCGACGUCCAAUAACAUUGAUGCGAGCUCCGAGGUGAAUACACCGAAGCGAAGCGUGUCACCGGGCGUAACUGUCCCGCGCCUAACCAUCACAUCGAACAAAUUGGCCAAUCUCAUUGACUUGGAUUCACCGUUGAAAAACGCGCCUAUGCAUAGGAGAGAUCUUACUGCCGGAACCAAGACGCAAGCUCAUAAGAAUUUGGAGGUGUUGAAGCACUCCGAGUCGAUCAACAUCGCGAUCAGCGAUCCGCUGACGCACCAUCAUCGUCUACCUCUACCGGAGCCUUCCAAUCUGAUGGACUCGUUGACCGUCCCAACGAUACACUCGGAACCGCCGAGUCCUAUAGACCCUCUCCCCUCGGCGAUCACGAGACCCACCGCCCGCGUCGUGGACGUCGUUGACGCUAAAUCGUCUUUCGGGAAAGGAAUAAGCAGUCCCGGGAGUCGACGUUCCGACCACCUUUCUACUACUACUAUUACUACUACUACUACUACUACUACGGUACCAACCGUCUUGCUAAACAUCGAAGACCUGAACGAACCACCGUUGUCCGACGAUCGUCAGAUUCGGAGCGACCUACCAUCCGGUAAUACAUCGACGUUACAGCCAAUCGAUCUUUUCGAGGCGUUACUAAGAAAUUCGGACAAAAGUAGAGACGCGAGAUUACCGGAGCCCAUCUUUGCCGAGCACGACUCCACUAGGUUCAGUUCGAGACGGCCGUCCGAUUCCAAGUGGUCCGAAUCCUCCAGGAGUCAGGAGAUCUUAUCGAGCGCGAUGGAGCAUGAAACCGCGUUUCCGUCGUCCUAUUCGGUCAACGACUUUCAAACUUGUAACAGCGGCAGCGAUCUCAACGAUCUCACGUCCCUGGACCCGUUCAUGUGUCCUGACGCCCUAACGUCAUCUCUGCGCGAGUCCUUCUUCAGCGCGCCGUCCAUGCCUGACUCUGACAUAUUCACGUCCUUCGAGGAGAGCGACGAACCUCUCGCGCCCGCGCCGCCGCCUCCGCUCUUUACGCCUGGUUCCGAGCAAUGGAAUACGGCGGCGUAUAAUUCAAUGUCGACGGUGAACCUCGGGAGGUGUGCUGUCAUCGAGGCGGCGGCUUUUCAAAGCAGAUCUACAGAGUCGGUGCACCGCGUCAAGUAUCCUUCGACACGAUCUUGCGCGAUUCUCAGAUUAGAACCAGCGGUACAUUCGUUGAAUAGGUUGCGCGUUAGACCUCGUGGAGAUUACAUCCUGAAGGAGUCGUUCGGACCGGUCAAGAGAAACCCGCGACUAGCGCCUCUUGCCAUUCCCACACCCACCGACAUCUGCACUCCCACGUUCGACAUCGUAACGGAGAUGAAGAGCGAUAGCGGUGUCGGCGUUAGAGUUUGAAUCAUUCGCGCGCAUCUCCCGCGAAAUGAGUUUGCAAAUUUCUUCUGUCUACCCAAGCAGAUCUAUAAGUCAAAGUGACAUCAAAGUGAAUCGUAAUUGAUCGAAAAGUGAUUUUUAAUGAUCAUUUUGCAGUCAUUUUGACAUCAUUUUGAUGUCGUGAUGAUUCCCUGUUCUGCUUGGGUACUCUGUAGGUAUUUGCACAAAAAACAUACAAUUUAUCAAUCGCAAUUAAAUUAUUUAUUCUUGAUAGAAAUUAUGUAAAGCUGUGAAUUUGAAAGCCUUAUAAAAAAGAAAAAAAGGCAUCCUCUGUGUGUGCGUGCGUGUGUGUGUGUGUGGGUGUGUGUGUGUGUGUGGGGGAGAAGGAGUACGUAAAAACUACGAUACACAUACGAUAUGCAGGGCGUUUUCAUACGCCAAAUCAUAUUGCGAUAUAUGAGAGUCAGCAAAUCAUUCGAAAUACUAUUGUUACGUUGUAAAUCGUGUGUGGUGGUUUUAAUAAUUUCCUUCACUGAAAAAGAAAUGUGUCGUCAUUUGAUGAUGCAACCAAGUUGCUCAUGUACAUACCAUGGACCAUUAUAUUUUUUUACCGAGAGCAACGUUCGUUUUCAAUUAUUUAAUAUUAUGGCUGUUUAUUUACCAUUCUUUUAUUUACACUUUUUCUAUCUUCCUCAACAUUUUCAUACUUCAAUUUUUUACACACAUCAAAUAGUUAACAUCUUCAUUUGUGAAAUUAUUUGCAGUUCCCUCUCCUUCAGAACUUGAAAGUUUGAAGUUGUUAAUUAAAAGCAGUUUUGAUAAGUUUUGGUAACGUGUUAUCAGAUAGGCAUAGCGCUGUGCAUUAUAAAAAUAUCCUAUUACGUUGCCUAAAAUUACGAGAGAAUAUUUAAAUAUAUUGGUACUUGUGUACCAAUAUAUUUACAAUUUAAUUGUACAAGGUCUUUUUAAAUUACACUUUGAUAGGAAAAGGUAAAGUUUUAUGUCUUUUAUAUAUUUUAGUUUUUCAUUUUUCGAUUUUUUCAACGACUGUACAUUUCAAGUUAAUAAACAAUUUGACAUUAAAGAAGCGACGCCGUAUUUAUCAAAAUGUUGUUUUCUAAAUUAAUGAUAUUUAAUAAUUUUAAGUAUUGAUUCGUUUAGUCGUCACCCGCUCAAAAUGUUACCCCUAAAUAAUGUCAGCUGCCUCAAAUGCAAAACGAUAUUCAUCAUAUAGAAAGAAGAGAUUGUUCUGACCAGUUGUGUGUUAUCUGUUACGUAUUUUAUACAUACCUACAUGUAAAUACAUACAAGCAUGCAAUUGAGUCUAUAUUUUAUAAUCUAUAAAUCGAUUCGGGAAUCGAACGAUUAUUUAAAAGUUUCAUAAAUCGUGUGCCAAGCAAAUAUUCCAAAUUAAAUUUCAAAUUAUGUGUGUGUGCGUGUGUGUGUGUGUGUGUGUGUGUGUGUGUGUGUGUGUGUGUGUAUACACAUACAAGUCAUCAAAUUACCCUCGUAACAUAUUAUUGUUUGUAUACUUGAUGAAAGUUUAUGUACUUGUUGAUUGCAAAGGGGGAGAGAGGGAGAAAAGAGAUAUCAUAGAUUUCCAAAAUAUUUAUUGGAAUAUUUUUUAAAAUGCAGAACUCACUAAAAUCUAAUAUAAUACUUUUUUAGUAGUUAAUGAAAUUUUGUAUUGUUACUUGCCUUAUUUUUGCGCGAUUCAUUUUUAUUAAAGUUCUUACAGAAAUAGUUUGUUACAAUAUUUUUCUAUUGGGAUUUUAACUCGUGUUCAAUAUAGCCGCCUCAAUAAGGUUUUUUCACGUUUAUGUUUACUCAAAUAUGACAGUGUAGUGUGAACACAGAAAUAACCUUAUUGUAGCGGCCAUAGUUAAAAUCCUGAUUGUUAAAGAGAACAAUAUAAAAAUUUAAUUUGUUUAUGCUAGAAUUAGCAUUAUUUUUCUUAAACUGUGCAAAAUUAUUUUUUUAUCAGUAAAAUAGCAUGUUCCGAAAUCACACUACAUGAAUUAAAUAUGAACGAUAAAAUAAAAAUUAAGAUUAUCCAAGAUGAAGACGUAAAUAGAUGAUAGAUAUAGACAGAGAGAUAUCAAUGAUAAAUAUAUAUGUACAAACACACGUACACGUACACAAUUAUUUCUAUUUCAGAGAAAAAGGACCAAAAUAAAGCAAAAGCACAAAUAAAAGAAUAGAGUUACAUUACAUAAUCAUUCUACAAAUAUGAUAAUUGAAGCCGUAUUUUCUUUAUGGCAUUUCAUUACAUAUCCGCUAUGCAUAGUUGUAUAUCCAUUUUCUCGCAAUCAUUUUUUAAAGAUCUUUAAUUUUAUCUAUCAUAUCACCAUAAAAAUUAUUCUGCUAAUACAAAUGAAAUAAUGUAAAGGACACAAAAUAAAAAUAAUUGCACUUCUUACAACUAAAUGCCAAUUAAAUAUUGAGAUACUUUUAUACGUAAAAGAUAAGCGAAAGAGGUUUGCGUGUAAAUGUGUUAUUUUUAUCGUACAUCUUGGCAAACAUUUUUUGCAAAAAAACAGAGUAUGUGCGUUGUGUAUACAAGUUUUCUAUACUCGAUGCGUGCAUACUUGUAAUAAUGGUCCCUGCACUUAUCAUUAACAGCCAAACAUUGAAAACAUGGAUCGAAGAAUAUUUUAUAGUAUAUCCACAUGUAUAUUAAACGCGAGCGAGUCUAUGCUAAAAAAUCCGCUAAAAGCAAGGAUAUUUAUUUCUUUUCGCGUUCGAGUUGACUGAUCUUGCGCAAUUGGUCUUCCAUAUCUCAUACAAAACAUAAAUGGAUAAUCUAUACCAAUAAGAUGCCAGGCUUACCGAUCUUUUUUCUUCUGUUGUUUUACUUUAAAAAAUGGUAAUGGGAAGAGAGAGAAAGAGAGAUAUAUGAUAAAUAAAUGUUUCUUUAAUUAAUGUUUUUCGAAAAUAAUACUUAACAUAAUAUUAUAAUUUUAAAAAAGAUACACUCUCUAUCUUUCUCUAGCAAAUUUGAAAAAUAUUGCAAAAUUUUUAAACAUUUUUGAAAAUGUUUAUCUUCAAAUACAUUUCAUAGCACUUGAUCAUAUUAUGUUAUAGCAAGGCAAGAAGAUUAUAUAUUUAAUAUAACGCUAAAAUUUUCGUAAACUUUUUUACGGGACAUUGUUGUAAUAUUAUCUAUAGAUGUUUUACAAGUAAAACUCGAUUAUUCACAAAAAUAACAAAUAUUGAUAUAUUUUUAUGAAAUAUCUUUACUAUGUAUGCAUCUAUGUGUUUGUGCGCGCGCGGAUAUGUUGUUUAUACGUAUGUAUCAAGUGUGAAAGUAAAGUCUCGACGAGUAACAACCGUUUGAUCACGUUGUAAUUCAUCAACAACCACUCAUAGCAUUUGAACAGGGCUGUGUUCAGAAAUAUUGCUCGAAUGCAACCAGGUAUCAUUUUAUCUUUGUUCAACAUUCGGUAAACAAAAAGGAUAAAAUGAUAUUUAUUCUGUUUCUAAGCGCAGCUCACUAGAAAAACUCUAUAUAGGUACUGCGGUCACUACGAGUAGCCGCGUGGUCAAACGGAAGGAAUUUUCCAUCUUUGAUUCGCUACACGAUUCUAGUUGAAAGAAAGUUGAAAAGUGUUCCUUCUUUCUACACUAUAAGCGUGAUUUUAAAACAAAAAUGCAAUUUUUUCAUUAAUAAGUAAAAAUAUAAAACACCAAGAAAGUAUUGAUUCAGAAAAAGAUAAAUUGAACUUUACUAUCUUAAAGACAGAAUCAUCUAUUAAAUAUAUAUAUAUAUAUAUAUGUAUGAUUUUUUUUCUUAUAUUCGCCUAAGAUGAGAGAGAGAGAGAGAGAGAGAGAGAGAGAGAGAGAGAGAACGAGAAAGAACACACUAAGUUGGAUAAAAUAAAAAAUACAUAUGUAUUAAUCAAUUGUUAUGUAAAAUGUAAAGAGAUGUAAAUCGAAAAUAGAUGUGAUAUUGAAAAUUUA